Messenger RNA from Dentiscutata heterogama, 524 nucleotides. The record is from the annotation of a GenBank genome assembly. NCBI's taxonomy places the organism in Eukaryota, Fungi, Glomeromycota, Glomeromycetes, Diversisporales, Gigasporaceae.
GUUAGCCCAGAAAUAUCGCUGGAUUUCUCAAAACCAAAAAUCCUAGAUAGUACAGAAAUCACAGAUAGUGACCAUAAAAUACUAUCAACCAAUUGGCAAUUAGACACUAUAAUAAAAAUAGAAAGGACAAAACGAAAAUUCAGAAAAAUUUUUCAGUAUGACAAAAUGGAUAAACCGGCAUGGGAAGAUCUACAAUACUAUAUAGGUACACAUAUAGCAGCAUCUACAACUCUAAACAAACAAAUAAUAGAUGAAAUUAGCCUAAAUAAAGCUUGGAGAAAUUGGAGCAACAUAGUUAAACAAGCGCUAAAUAAAUAUGUACCAAAAAGAUAUAAAUGCCAGAAACAAUACUACUCUUAUACUUUCAAAGCUACAAAACUCCACUCAGCUUUAAAAGCAAUUGUCAAAGCCUUGACCCUGAUUAAUGCUAAUUUAGACCCAAAAAAUCACAACAAAAAAAGAGGAGGAGAUAAAACAGAUACAACAUUGGAUACUAAAUCAGAAUACACACAGACUAUCAAGAU